Wyeomyia smithii (pitcher-plant mosquito) is the source of this 14850-nucleotide messenger RNA. Its product is annotated as mucin-5AC. NCBI's taxonomy places the organism in Eukaryota, Metazoa, Arthropoda, Insecta, Diptera, Culicidae. The coding region runs from base 1060 to 7332 and encodes 2090 amino acids. The transcript is spliced from 7 exons. Gene Ontology annotation, molecular function: protein binding. The record is from RefSeq and is a predicted model, not a curated record.
UCGUGUUCGCCAGUUCGUCGAAUACGAACAGUAGAGACGUGAAGAAAAAUUGGUCCGCCAGCUUCGCAAGGCAAGAAAAGUUGAACCAUUGUGCAAAAUCAUAGUGCAAGUUCGUUUAUUCGGCCAUUGUUUCCCAAUAUAUUGUUUUUGCGCACAUGCUGCCUACAGCAAUACAGUUUUUACUAGAUCAGGCCAUUGCCAGAAUCGGUCGCGAUUCGACAAACGAGAAAACCAUUGCGUGUAGAAAAAAAAUCGCUGAGUAAAUUGGUGUAGGGUGAAUGAGUGAAAAAAACAGUGGGGCGAGGAAAAAAGAGGCCCUUUCUCUGCGUCAGUGAAUAUAUCGUGCUACACAAGAUUGGCUAGGAAGUAGACGAAAGUGUCCUUCCAGUUCCGGUACUUCGAAAAUUUAUCGCGGCUGAAACACUUCGUAGCAUCAAGGAAGAAGCCAAAAAACAUACAUUGGGUCAAAACUUCAAUCAAUGGUCUUCGGGCAAUAAAUAGCAGGCUCUCCGAACAAUAGUAAGCUGAUCAACAAGUAUAGCUGAAACAUAAAAUAACGAAGGGCAGCAAGUAGGCAAAAGUGUCGAAUUCGGACAAGUGAUUUACAGUAGCGCUGCAUUAGUUUCCAAAGUGAAGGGGCAAAAAUUCUCACAACAAAGAAAGAGUGUAUUCAGUGUGUGCUCUGGUGGUGAAGAAAAUUUAUAAGAAUUAAAUAUGUAAACAAAACCACGCGAGACGGGAAGAGAGUUUAAAAAAUCAAAAAGUAAACAAGUGUUUGAUUAGAGAUUUAGCUCUCGCGCAGCAAUAAAUUUGUGCGAAAAAAAAAGUAAAAAAACUGUAUUGUGUACGUUUGCCUCGUAAGGGUUUAGAAAGUUGGCUUUUUUGAAGUUUCCGCUGAGAUCAACAGAGCAAACAGGAAGACAAAAUACAAACAGCGUGCGCGACGGCAGAUCGUACGCACGCCAACUUCGAAGACAACCAGGCAACAGAGCAAGUGAAUGAGCGAGGCAAAACUGCGAAGUUGAGAUAGGCCCAGACCAUACCAAUAUCAAUAAAAAAAUGAACAUCGAUUCGAGUAACGCAUCCGAACAAGCAACAACAACAGCAACAGCAUUAUCUGUAUCAUCUAAAUCGCCACCAACAGCAGCUGGUACGGAAGAAGAGGAAGAAUCCACAUUGGUCGAAAUCUCGCCUUCAUCAUCAUCGUCGUCACCAUUACCGUCGUCUCGAGCAAGCAGUACCGGUACGGGUGACGAUGUUGUGCCUAAUCCGGAAACCAACAUCGGCAUCGAACCGACAACCCCAAAUACGAUCGCUGUAGACAUUCACGCAGCUUCAGCAGAUACUACCGAAGCUAGUACAGUGGCAUUAGUUGAAAAUCUGCCUUCUCAGCAGCAGUGUCUACUAGCACCGGUGGCAGUGCAGGUUGCAAGUGAUCAACAAUUGAAGCAACAAUCACGGCACCAUACUCCGUUCCAGUCCUCAUCAUCACUGUCUACUCCGUCCUCAUCAGAAGAAUUCGACGAAUCUGUGGCUACCAGUAGCACCGAAGGCGCCUUGAUUGUUUCCAGUAGCAAUAAUCUAUUGAAUAACAAUAGCACCGUGACAGGUAACAGUGAACAGGAAACAACAGGCCAACAGCGGAAUGUAGCCGAAAGUGUCCUUUUGCCAUCGCCAAUAGUCACAGUGGCUACUAGCACGCCGGAACGUGCUGUCAUUAAUAAAGAAAAGGAAGCGCAUAGUACUGCACCAAUAGAGAUAGUACAAAUCUUUCCCUUCUCAACUACACCGCUGUACUCGUCAACCACAUCAGCAUUCUCAUCAUCUUCAUCUUCCACUUCGAGCAUGUCGCCGACGUCCUCGGCGUCAACCUCAUCUUCACCUUCCGUUUCUCCCUUGGCAGCGGAUCAACAAAUGGUAGCGACAAGUACACCACCUUCGACACAAGUUCAAGCGGAUAUAUUAAACGAGAUGAAAGAUGUAACGUCGCACGAGGCGGUACGACAGAAUGUCUCUGAAAGUGAUAAACUUGCGGACGGAGACCUGAAUCCAAAGUGCCCGGAACGCGCAUAUAUGCAUAACAGCUCACAGUUGCACAGCAGUCUGAAAAAGCCCAGAUCAGGUAGCGAUCUUAGCGAGAAACCCGACCGGCGCCGUGUAUCGUUCCCGAUCGAUACGCAACUCAUUACCGGUUACCUGGAGCCAAUUGAUCCGUGGGCCUGUGUCACAGUCAUUAGUGUACCUGAUUUGAUAGAGCUCUACAAAAAGUCCAGCGAUAGGCACGGUACUAAGCCCCUUUCUGCAAUAAUUGAACACUUGAAAAAGCUCGACCUCAGUCAGCAACAGCGUAUAUCACUGCUGUCAUUGAGGGAUCAGAAUCUCAGCCAUGGUUCCUGCGAAGCGCUGGAAGAAGUGUUCAAACGUGUGCAAUAUCGAUGUAUCAAUGCGUCCCACGCCGGGCUGGAUGACACUAGUGCAAGUACUCUGUUCGAUAUGAUCGAAUACUACGAAGCCACCAACGAGCUGGACUUCUCAGACAAUUUAGCGAUGACCAAUAAGAGUUGGCUUGCAUGCAUAAAUAUGGUGAAGAAGAGUCAAGCUUUAAACGUACUUAUCACACGAGGGCCAGGAAUUUCCGAACAUCAUGCUGGAGGCCUAGCAAAAGCUCUCAAUACGUCCGCUAUUCAUACGCUUAAGUUGGAACAUUGCGAAUUGUCCCAACGACCUCUAAUGGUGUUGUGCAAUCUGCUUAAGAGAAAUACUGUGUUAAGAGAACUGUCGUUAGCUUAUAAUCAAUUAACCUGGGAGGAUGCAAAAACAAUUGCAACUUUACUACAAACAAAUUAUCAUCUCCAGCUGUUGGAUAUCUCAAACAACAACAUCGGAGAUAAUGGCGUCGAGCUGAUAGUCAACGCUCUGAUUGAACAGUCAAUCUAUUUAAGAACGAUGCAUGAAACAAAGAGAAAAACUGAUUUCAGCAUAGCAGAUCUUUCGAGCAGUUUGAACAACAUCAACAGUAAUAAGAGCUUUUUCCCCAAUUCAUACUGUAAAACAACGCAACAUGGAACACAGAAAAUUGCACAGCGCAAGGAGAGACAGAGGAAGAAACAAAUACAGCAACAGCUGCAGCCAGGGUCGGUUUCCAGUUUGUUGGAUAGUUGUUCCCCCACCGAAAUGGCGUCUGCAGUUCUACUGGAUGCCACUCCGAUGACUCCGCCACCAACACCGGCCUUACCGUGUGCGAGCACUUCAUCGGAUGAUGUUUUCCUCACGUCGCCCAAAUUGACAUCCCCGCCAGUCGUGCAAUCCAAAGAAAGGGAACCACCACCUAUUUCGCCUGCAUAUAUCACUAAAGAACUAGUCGAACUGACGAAGCAGGAGGCGUACAGUACAAAUGAUGAUAGCGGUAUUAACAGUAGUGUGUCCAGUGACGUGGAACAAACAAAUAGUGAUAAUAGCAAUAACGACGUCACGUCAUCAGUUUUAGAAUCUGAGCAAAAAAAAGCGUUGCCUGUGUCACCUGUAAAAGUGCCGAACCAACAGAAAAAGAAUGACAUAAUGGCAUCGUCAGACAUAACUGUCGAUGAAGUUAACGACAGUGGCGGUGGUGGUGGAGAAGUAAAUGUUACUAUAACUGGAGAAGAAGAUACACAAACUAUCGAUGAUAUCCUUGAUGAAAAUCAUGAAGAAUUUGUCAAAGGACCUAAGAAGGCAAAACUAGCCAAGCAGGAUAGCAUAUCGAACGAAUCCGAGUUAUGCGUACCAGAGAAAAUGCAUGAUUUAGGGGAAAGAAAUGUUGAGGUCAAACUAAAUCUACCCAAAGUAGAAGUCCCAAUGGACGAAGAUACACCAGAAGUUUGUGAGGAUUAUGACGAUGAUCCUAGUUUGAAAAUUGUAGAGGAAAACCUUCUCGUUGACAGAAGUAUAAAUGAAAGUACCAGUGAAGAAAUAAAACAUCUGAUAGCCAAGGACGAUGCAGUUGAGAAUGGGAAAUCUGACACAGGCGACAACGAUGACAGUGCUUCUUUAGUACGAGUUCCGUUGAAAAAAGAUGAACUACAACUGCUGUUAGAAUCAAAAUCAAAGAGACAAGCAGAACAGGAACAUGGGCUUGAAAUUUCACCAACUCAUAGUUCAGAAACUAUUGAAAAAGAUAAUACGAAUUCAACAAGUGCAACACCAAAGCAGUUGGGAACGAUACCACUCAAAACAAUCGAAAUCGAUGAUAAGCCGCUAUCACGUUCGUUGGAUAGCACCGGUUCCACAGAUUUCGACAAUACAUUUUUGGCCUGCAAUGAACCGUCAAAUUUCCCCAACGAACGUUCAUUUAGUUUAGAAAGCCUCAACAGCGAAACGUCUGUAGAUUCCAAUGAUUCCAAAAGUAGCCUGAAAAUCAUGCAAUCGAAGUUUGCUGCACGAAACGGCACACUCGAAAGGCAACAAUCGAGUGUUAACAAAGAAACACAACAGACGGAGCAAUCUCCAGCUGCUGCUUGCGGGCUGCAAGUGUUGGUUCUAUGGAACAAUGAAAUAACACGAAAUUCAUCUCAAAAUUUUGCUGAUUUAAUCGAAAACACUUCCACAUUAGAAAUUCUUAACGUAGGUUGCAAUCUGUUGUGCAACGAUUUCGUGGCAAACAUCAAAGAUAGUCUCAAGUGCAACAGUAGUUUGACCAGUUUGGGGCUACAAGGAGCACAUCUGUCCGAUAACGGUGCAAAAGUGAUGGCGGAGGUUAUCGAGUUUGGUGGCAAUUCGACGCUACAGUGGAUCGAUCUGAGAAACAACAACAUAUUGGCACCUGGACUAGAUCAAUUGAACGAAGCCCUGAAGUCGAACAAAACCGUGACGAGGAUCGAUCUUGAUGAUGUGCCUAGGAGAACAGCGGAAAAUUCCAUCGAAGUGGGAUCAGAGUACUCCCGCUUGCUGACCAAUAUAAGAGCUCAGUGCGAACGCAACAAACACCCACCGGAGCAAACAGAACCAAUAAGCACGUCCAUUAAACGUGUCCGCGCUUCACAUCUGAGUUCACGAAAGAUUUCGCUUACCUGUACAUCAAUUCGGACGCCGUCUAGCGCAACAUCUAGCGAAAAGCAUCACCAUCAUCUGCUAGAUCCCAGCAAGAAAAACGGUGGGCGCUUACGUUCUCCAUUACCAAGUCCUAUUCCAUCACCAAGUGCAUCCCCUGUACCAAGUCCGUCGCGCAAUCGGUUCCAGGUGACACGUGUUGGCGAGUCUGCCGGCAGUAGUAGCAGUCUCACAAGUAUUAACAACAAUACAUCUACCUCACCGUCGCCAUCAUCAACAGGCAGCUCGCCGACACUGUUUUUCGCUGCAAACUCUCGUUUUCGUGUUGUCACUGUUGAAGAACCGCUGCCAUCGACCGUAGCUAAAUACCAACCAAAAGUGUCAUCUUCAUCUGUAUCGCCCUCGCCUCUCGCAAUCGAUAACAUCGGUCGAAUGCCGCCCAUGGGUAGUAGUUCUGCGCCAGCACUGUCGUCAUACGUUAACUCGCCAAAGUAUAAUUCAUCAUCAUCGCAAACGGUUGCUAAUAUACCAUCGCCAACGGUGCUAGCACAACAGAGUCCCAAACAGGUACCACAGCAACAGAACACACCGCAGCAGUACCCAUCACCGUUCAUAGACACGCCAGUUCCAUCGACACCAAAAUCUAGGCAUACACGAUUACCGUCUACCAGCAGUAACCAGUUGAAUGAUUCUCUCAAUUCAACGACGUCUAUCGAUAGUCCAGAUCUUGAAGUGAAACGGUUUAUGAGUGGUACUUCUGGAAUGAACAUUAGCACAGUUAUCACGCCGGUACAUUCAUCUACAAUGGACGAUAGCUGUUCGUCCAUAAGCAGCAGUAUUGACUCGAGUGAUAUUGCACAAUAUCCCAACAUUUCGAUCAGCUCAGCGGACGAAAGUUUCGAUCCGGUUGCCAAUUCCCCUCCAUCAUCUUCUCUGUCGGUGAGUUCGACUAGUACGGCUCCACUUACUAAAACGGCUAGUUCGCAAAAACAAGUGCAACUGAAUCAUUCACCAGUAAAGACUGCCGCUAACCUUGUCAACGCUAACUUACUGAAGGUGAAAAAUAAUAGUCUAUCCAGCCUGGAGGCGAGCAUCAGUUCACAGGAAUCGCUAUACGACGUGCACGAUUUGUCCUUUCCAACAUCAUCGGGCUGCUCGUCAGCGCAGGUCGCUAAGCUGGCUCUUCCGACCAGUGGGAACUCUAACGAGAGCACUUUGACGUCGGUGCAGAGCCUGGAAAAGGAUAAGCAAGCAGCGGUGACAACAGGCAAACCAUCGGAAAAGCAACCCCGCACACGGAAAACUUCCUGGAUCGCGUCAUUAGGGAACCACCCGAAGUCGGACAACAGUUCGGUGCCAUCGUCGGGUAGCAAUACUGGUAGUGGCUCAACUGGAAGCGGAUAUUCACCAGCCAUCGAAAAAUUACUAGCCAUCUUCAACAGCCCAAGCAAUUUGUUCUCCUCUAGCAAAUGUAGUCCACCGAGCUCAGAAAGUUCCAGCGUAUCAGCGAGUACUGCUGGUGGAGUGAAGGAAAACACAUCCAAUCCUCCAUCACGCAAGGAAAGCCCUAUGGGUGGACUAUUCCAAUGGUCAAAGUCGACAAAAGACGAGGAUAAAGUUUUGAAAGUGAACGUUUCACCAGAGAACACUAUCACUUUUCAACAGGUACAACCACAAGCCCAUUCACCGCAAGUUCCAUCUCCGAUUUACUGUGUUGAAAAUAUGCCGACACAGUUGAAAGCAGAAAUGAAGGAAAACAUCUCCCCGGAGAACACUAUUACCAGAAGCAAAUUACUGGCGAGUCCUUUAGCAUCUUCACAGGCUGCUAGCGUGGUAGUCUCAGUGGCACCUAUUACAACAACGACAGCCGCAGCUACUCCACAUCCGAAAGUUAUAUUCCAUCUAGGUGACGACUACGACGAGUCCGAGGAUGACAUCGAUACACUUACUAGCAAGUAUGGCGGUAGUGCAACUUGCGGUGGUACAGCUGCUGAUUUCAACAAGGCAUCAAUUCAACAACCAAUCGCAUCGUUACUAGGAAGCAGUGCUGGUAGUACUACUACGAGCAGUAGUGGAAUUAGUGUCAGCAGUUACGCAACCGAAGGAACGUCUCCUCUACCGAGCACCAUCCUUCAAACUAGUCAUCUCGGACAGUUGGCUCGCGAUUCGUUAGUAACAAUGUUCAAGAAUCCUUCGCUCGCCUCACAGGACUCGAUCCGGUCAAGCGAUUCUUUGAGCGAGGCAACUGAAACGAUGCAAUCGCAAACACCACAACAACACGAUACAGGUAACAGACAAGCUCAGUAGCGAACUUGGGUAGAGCGUACCAGUGUCGAGUGGUUGAUUUAAGCGGAUCAAAACCAGGUAAGCCAGUUAUACUGCAUCCAAUCAAAAGUAAAGAAUUGGAUAUUGAAUGCUAUUAACCAAGAACACUGUGGGUGCGGUAGAGAAGCUAUAUUUUGCAAGUGUUGCGCCGGUGUCUCUCUCACAUUCAGUUCAUUAUUGCUGGCAUUUGGUAGAUCGUUCGUUGUUUAUGCAUUUCUGACUUAUCGAAGUAAAACAAAGUAAAUGAUGUGCCUUCUUUAGAUGCAAAUGGAGCAAUGAAAAUAAGAACAAGCGAAAGAAUAGAAACACACACUAGGGUAUGCGAUAUACACAUUAAAUACACAAGAAGUCCCAAGAGCAGAGGCUAGAACAAGGAACGGUUAAAUUAUUUAACUUAUAACGAGUGUCUGAAUGAUAGUUUCAUGGCAUAUGAAGGAGGUGCGGGCAGCUAUGGUGAACGCAUGUCAUGCGAAGCAAAACUUAACGUAUUUGCUCGGAAUUCCCCAGUUUCUAUUUCAAGCGUAUAACGAUUGUAAUAUGGAUUGCGUUCAAUGAAGGAUUUAAUACCAGCAGUGUGAAACUUUUUGAAAUCGAUUUUUAUAAACAAGGACUGAAGUUUUCAUCUACGAAGAAUUUUUAAAAGCUUUUCAAUAGUUUUCAGUAGACAGCGUGUGGAUUUUUAAGAAUUGUAAAUCAUUAGUUACUUUUGCUGUAUUCGUAGCCUUGAGUAUUAAAAUGCGAAUGCGUAACCGACCGCCUGCACUGUCCGUCAUAUAAGAGUACCUGAGCAAUCCGUGAGAGCCUGGUUGAGCUUAAUAAAAUAAUCCGCUAAGUGGAAAGAAUCGAAUGAACCGAGUAAAUGUUUGAAGACGAAUAUAGCGCUGCGCAUGGAAAAAAGCAAGCUUACACUUGGAAUUAUUAAAUAAAUGAAUUCAUCAAGACACAAAAACCCUUCAAGGCACUGAAACAAAAAUCUGAGUAUUAAAUAAAAUUAAACAGAAUAAGGAAAGAAGAAGUGUAAUUGAGUAAUUUAAUCCUCUUUCAAAACCAUUGUGAUAUUAGUUGUAAUCUACACGAUUAUUUUAUUAACUGAAUUGUAAUCUUAAUACGAGAGGAAUGAAAGAGUAUACGUUAAGGUUAUGUGAGAAUUUGAGUGCUAUACAGUAAACGUUAGACAACAUUCAGUCUAGUUUUGCGAACAUAAACGUAUUGCUCUGAAGUGUGCAGGAUAACAAAAAUCACGUGUUUCGUUUCUAGUACUCCAUUUUUGGAUACUUUUUGUUUUGAAGAAUCACAAGUAUAAACCAUUUCGUAUCUUCAUCAUCGAUACAAUUUUGUGACAUGUACUCCAUUUUUUGGUCACGUCAGCUAAUGCGACAUUCGAGAGAGAUACGAUACGGCAAUAUCAACAGUAGAAUAUGUUUCAAUGAAAAUAGAUGCGCCAGAAACUUACCGGCUAAAGUACGUUAUUUUAAUGAAGUUAGAAGACUGCCCAUCCAAUAUACUUAAUUUUUGCUUCAUUGGGUUUAUCGGGAAAAUUAUAAAAAUGCUCACUUAAAAGUUAAGCCCCGAAUGAAACACGUUCGAAUAAAGCCAUUGAACUACUCACUCACAGUGCUUCUUGCCAAGAACAAAGUAACAUUACGACAGGAGUAAGACAUUCAGUUUUGCAAAAAAAAGAACAUCGUUCAUGGAAACAGGAAUCAUUAUCAUUUAAAAAAAAAAUGCAACAGCUGCUGGUUUUCAACUUUUCAAACAUCAAGAUAGACCAGCCAGCGAUAAAAAUAUUGUGGAGCAAUAAUGAAAACUCACAGGUUGAUUUAAGUUUCAAUUCGAGGCAGGCGCAAAAUGCAAAAAUAUUAUUUCGUAGGUCACAGACAGGAAACGAAUGAAGCAAUUUCACCGGUUAACGUGGCUUUUCGAUUAGAAUUUCAGACUAUAUUAUUAAAAAACAAAAUCUGGGUACGAUAUAAAUUUGGUCAAAAUCAUUUUUAUUACCUUCGUUAAAAUUUACGACACAGUAGAACAUCCAAAAUAUCGGAUAAUUCGUAUCUUCGAAACACUGAUUUUGUUGCGAUGGUAAUAAUUUCAAGGGUGAUGUUUAAUACUGGUGGAAAUAAUUUGAAUCUAACCGAUUUGGCAUACUGAUUUUACACGCUUAUCUUUUCCUUUUUUAAAUCUACGCCAGCAGUGCUUUGAUGUAAACGAUCUCUGCAUUAUUUUGUUGUUUCACAUUUUCAACGCUUUCUGUUUUUACAGUGGUUCUACAUCGGUGUAGCUCUUUUGCAUUGAAAAUUCGGUUUUCGUGCUCCACUACAAAUUCUUUUUUUGCAUCACUUGCAAUUAGGGAUGUCAUCUGGUCAGAGUUGAAAAUCACCUUUUUUCAACAGAAAUUUGUCAUUUUUAUUUAUAUUAGCAUAAAUUAGACCAUUUAUAUUUCCUUCGAGGAUCCAACCGGUAGUGAUCCUUAAUCCUAGGAGGAUCCGAUUUUAUUAAAUAUUUUGAAAUUAUUCAGUAUUAACAAUUGCCAGAUGUCCUUCUAAUAGCGAAUUUAUUCCCAGAGCUCAGCUAGUUUUGACCUGGAGUAGGUUUGCUACCGUCAAAACCCUUUUUUAUUUGCUUAGUUUUGACCCAGUGUUUAAUUGUUAUAAUAAGUUGUUAUAAUUGUAUAAUUGUUAUAGUUUAUUCAAAUUCAUUUGACAAAGUGUCCUAAUGAAUAACUUAAUACUAGAACAAUGCCAAUAAAUUAUCGCAAAAAGGCUACCUAACUCGAAUUCUUUCGCAGUAUCCAAAAUAACUCCCAGAUCUCGAAUUUGUGUCACUCUGGAUAGAGUUGACCCGACAUGGUAUAACCAAAUAGGAUCGGCUUCCUUGCCCGAGAGAAAGGGAUGACACUACAUUUCUGAAUGCUUACAGAAAGAAGGUUUUUAGAAUACCAUUGGCUAAAAAUAUUCACUGUUGCUGGAGCUCACCGCAUUUUGCUUUUGCAGAAUUUCUCACAACUUUGAAGAGUUUAACAUCAUCAGCGUACAAUUUACGGCAACCUUCUGCGAGCAGCAGAGAAAUAUCAUUGAUUAAUAACAUUAAGAGUAGCGGUCCUAGAUUGCUACCUUGCGGGACUCUAGAAACAUUCGUGAACUGCACAGGAAACUUAAUUCUUAUCUUCACACAGAGUGUUCGAUCCAUCAAAUAGGAACCUAGCUACUGCACGAGAGAAGAUGAAACUCCAAGUUUAGCUAAAAGUGGUCUACUCGAUCGAACGCCGCUUUCAGAUCGGGGUAUACUGCAACUAUUGGAGCACCGUGACUCAUGUUUCGCAAGCAAGUCGACGAAAACUCGACUAAGUUAGUUGUAAUCGAUCGUUAUCCAAGGGUAUGUAUUGUUUGCAGCUGGCGAAAAGGGCGUCGUUAACAAUUAUUUCCAUCCUUGGAGCAUGCGCAGAGAGAUGUGAUGCCCCUAUAGUUUUGCACAUCAUGUCUAUCGCCUUUCUUGUGCACGAGAAACAUAAUGGAAAAUUUCGAACUGGAGGGAAAUACGCAUUGCCGAAGAGAUAUAUUGAACAACAGGUAUAACGGAUGAAUAAGGACAGAGGAACAUCGUUUCAGAACGCACGAUGGAAUUCCAUCAGGACCAGCAGUGCCGUGACAAUCGCCAAGAAACAUAUCCACUGGUAAUCCUUCUUUGCGCUUGGAACGCACGAACGACCAAAAUAACCGUGGAUUUCGUCUGAGGUUGCUCUGCAUCCUGGAGGUGUACCAUUUGUAGGGGUAGCGGUUAUAUCUUCUAUAUAAAUUCCUGAUUCGGUUGAAUCGCUGAUUCGAAGCCGGGCAACGCGCUUUACAAUAAUUUGUGAGAAAAAGCAAGGCUUAACGAUUCAAAAUUAGCACUACGAAAAUCAAGACUUGGAACGUCCCCUAUAUCUUCGAAUUACACGGGUGGAGUUACAUUAAUCGUCAUAUCUAAUGCCGGGUGAUUCACGUCAAGCGGAAGUGCAGACUCACUUGCUUCAACAAGUUCGCAUGAGGUGGCGUCGUUCAAUAGUACCAGAUCUAGUAGAUGGUCGUAGUCGUUAGUAGCGUGGUUCACUUGAGUCAGGUUGUGCAAUCUAAACCCAUCUAGUAGAGCGGCGUAGGCAACGGAUAUACGAGAAUAAAGCAAAUUAAUUUUUCAUUCCUGUUUAGGAUGGUACUGUCCCAGUGGAAUAAAGAAAUUUGCUAUAAAUCAGAAGGGUGGUCUCUAUACUUCCAAUGCUGUGGCACUCGAAUGAUACUACGUUGUUAUUACUAAUGUCGAUUCAAUCGUUAUUGCACCACCGGUGUAAAACUUCUACACUAAAACUGCAGUCAAAUCUUAAGUUUCUUUUUCCUUCAAAAUGUGAGCUUGUUACCGGAUAAAUGCUUCAUUCGUUAUUACAAUUUGCAAAAAAUAGUAUAACCAAACAUCCAAAAAUAUGAUAUAAAAAAAAACAAAAGAAAGAAAUUUUUUAGUUAAAAUGAUUAUAAAAUACAUCAAAAAAUUAUAUUUGGGUUUUCAUGUCCAAUUUAAAAUACCUACGAGAUACAAUAACCAAUUUAUAGACACUGAUAUUGGACAUUUCUAGACCCUAGCAAAAAUGUGGGAAUCCUCUCGAGGUUUAAUUUUUUUCUGUAUUCUUAUUUAAUGAGCGAGUGAUAUUUUGUUUGGGUCGACCAAUAUUUUUUCUUGAAAAGAGCUUGUCGGAAUCAAAAAACGCCAAAAUUUAAACAAGUUUUUAAAGCUGAAAAAUACUACUAGAAGAUUGGAUUAUCCCAUUUUUGCUAGCCACUAUCUAGUAAACACACAGUAACGUAAUUUCAUUCAAAAAAAAAAGCCUAUACAAAAAAUAUUCUCGUUACUUAUGUUACUGCUCAUCUUUUAAGCAAAAGCUAUAUUUUGUUUCGUGUAUGAAAAAAAAACUAAAUCUUAAAUGUAAAUUUUGUUUUUGGCAGACCCAGUAUAAAUUACAGUAAACAUGGAGAACAUAGUUCCCCAACUAUUGUCAUUUACCCAAGAUAGUGUUAACAGAAAAUUUCCCAGUGUUAUUUAAAACAAUAAUUAACAAACAAAAACAUACAGCAAACGCAGCCGAUUUUGUUUCAGUUUUUACAAGUAUCUUCAUUUAAUAUUUCUGUGAUACAAGGUAGCACACUUGUGAUACAAUUACAAUUAUUUUUAAAUCUAACCAACAAUUCUACUAAACCAACAAGUAAUCUAACGAAUCAGAAACAGUCUGUUGAUUCUGGCGCGACAAUUUUCCCGUAUCUUUAGAACAGUUUAAUCAAACCUAUUCUGUAUUUUUUAGUUCUGAACGUUCUCGGUUUGUUUUUACCUUAAUUGAGUCUAACAAUGAUAAAGUGUGGGGUAAUGAAACAACACUAAUCGAAAUACUUAUUUAUGUCAUAUUGUGGUGCAGUGUUUGAACAAGUGGAAUGCACUAAAUAGAAUUUUAGGUACUUAUGCGUAUGCGUUUCGCGUCGUGAUUGAUCCAUGUUUUGAUUCUCUUGUAUUCUUAAAUAUGCGCCACGAAGAAUCGUUUCUCAAGAGCUGAACGGAGAUGUAUCGUAGCUAACAACUGGACCGGACAGAAAGUAAUUUUUAAACCGCAGACAUUCAGUCAUGGGAUUCUUGCGCGACCAUUUUAAUUUCUUCACGCCUUGUUUGCGAAUCAUCGAAUUAAAUCGGUUUUCAUAUUCUAUUCUGCGAGAAAUGAUCGGCUUAUAUUAGUUCAAUUAACUAUGUUCAAAUAGGAACCAAAUCAAAACUACUGACAGAAGGGAAAACGGAAGCUAUACAUUUUUAUGAGAUAAAACAGCAGUACAACAGGUGUGUUGUCAAUGAAUUUCCUACUUUUAAUUUCGAUAACCAAUGCUAUGUUAUAAGAUUGUCGUCAACAACCACCUUAAAAACAACUAUGUUUCGUAGGAAGAAACAAAAAAACGGCUGAACAUUGGGAGUUUCCCAUUCUGAUGAUUUAUGUUCAAACUCGCUAAUAAUACAUUAUUUUUUAACUUAAACUUCACUCCUUCCCCCCGAUAGAUAGAGUUUAUUUUCUGUAAAUAAAGCAGUAGUGAUUACUCGACAUACUGGCGUUGAUCCGUAGCCGUUUCGUCCAAUUCAUCCGAUUUAUUCCCACUGGAAAUACAACAUCGUUGAAUGCGCAUUUUGCAUUGCAUUGAAUAUCCCGCUAAACAAAUUUCAGAUUGUGGAUUCUAUUUUCACAGUCAUCUCAUUCAUCAGUUUCUCAUAGCCACGUGAAUGACCGGUUACUUUUAACGACUUUCAAGUGACUCUAUUAUCCAGAUAUUCGCGUUUUCGUUCGUUCGUCAUAUUGGACGCCGCUGCCGUACCCACAUUGUUUACCUGCCAGUUCCAGUCGAAGCAAUAACUCACUGUUCUUCAAUCAAGUUCUCUUCAAAUCGACCAUUUGCGCACUUAGAAACAUGACUGUAGUUUCCCUGGUUAUACGCUUUCUUUGGUUUUCCAAGUUAUUACGGCAUCAGGACGAAGUGUCAACAGUCUUACUCAAUUUACUUCACCCACGUGCGAACCUAUCGCGAAUGGUAGCUCAGCGUUCGUACAUGACGACUGCCGCCUUGGAAACUAUUAAUAUCAGAUUCAUAAUAAGCCGAUAACGGGCGAGUCAUGAGUAUCAUGUUAACAACUAGCGGAACUCAUCAACCAACACGUGAAGAACCAACGAAGAAUAAACCUAACAUCAAGCAUAAACGAACCGGAGUUAUUGAGCAAAUACCCGUCAACGGCUUGUACAUGAGACAAAACAUACAAGACCACCGAUUACCUACUUGAGGAAGGAAAACGGCGGCCGGUCAUUUCUCACAAUCUGGAGAGAGUCAGAACCAGCUUGAGGUUCAGCCGUCACCUCACUCACUAAAGUGACUUUCACGGUCAUUUUGGACCUUGGUUAUUUAUUACAUCCCCUUUUGAUUGUUAUGUUAUGCUAGUCACUAUUUCAUAGCACACGAAGAACUAUUAGCCUAUUCAAGACAAAUUGACAGCAUGCUUAUCGACGAUAUGAAUGGUCCUUGUGUAGAAAUAAUAAUACAGUUAAAUCUCUUCCAUUUAGAACAACAUGACGUUCUAGUUGUUCAAAUCAAACGAUAUGAAGCAGUAUAGGUACACAACUCAUGAACUAUUUUUGUAUUAUUUGUGAUGUAUUUGUUUGUGUUCAUCACAGCUGUUUCGAUAAAGGUAUCAAAUUAACAUACUCUGUUAGGGUUUAAUUUAGAGCAAAUCUUACACUAAUCCGUACCUACCUACAGGGAAAUCCAAAACAUCUGACGACAUGAGUGGUGCCUCGUGGCUACUUCAACUACGGUUAAAACACGAAAAGCAGCAGGCAAAAGAAAAAAUGCUUCGUACUAGGUCCAACCAUGCCUAAUAGUUGAUCUUUAAUAACUAACAGACGGUUGUAAAUUCCCAAAGGAUUUGUAUACUAGGAUGAAAUAUACAUUUGGUAUCUAA